Messenger RNA from Brassica napus (rape), 2834 nucleotides. Its product is annotated as LOB domain-containing protein 22. Lineage: Eukaryota; Viridiplantae; Streptophyta; Magnoliopsida; Brassicales; Brassicaceae. The record is from RefSeq and is a predicted model, not a curated record. Bases 1042 to 1815 code for a protein of 257 amino acids. The transcript has a single exon.
GUGAUAUAAACUUAGAAAUGUGCUAUUUUGGAGAUUUGCCCUUUCUCAAAAGUCUUUUAGAAAAUUUUGGUUGAAGUACUUUUGCAUUUUCUGUUCUCUUUUCUUAUUUUUAUUUAUUUUAUUGGUGAAAGAUUAGUCAAGAGACUCACUAAUGUGCAUGUCCUUGUUUCUUCAAUAUUCGCAUGGAAAUUGAUGGCCUUAUUGGAAUAUUAACCUUCAGCCGUUGAUACAUUUUUCAUUCUCUAUCCAGUUACACAAAUAGUAUUAUGUUUCAAGUUUAUAUAAAUUAUAUUCAUUUUAUAUCUUGAGCUUUUGAGGAAUCUAUAAACUUUGGUGAAAAUGUGAUGCGUUUGUUGAUGUUUUGACCAACUUGUAUAGUUCUUUGUUUUUCAGCUUUCAGACUCUCAACAAUAUGGAGUUUGUCUCACAUCCUAAGUCAAAGAAGCCAGAAGAAGAAAGAUAUUGACAAUGGUUAGUUGUUUUCCUUUAGGUUUCCAUGUCUCACACCAUUAUGAACCCCAUGCCUGUUAGUUUGUUUUGGAAUCUAGGCUGUAAAUGGAAGCUUAACCUUAAACAUAAACUUCUUGUUAAGUUUCUGGUUAUAUCUUCGAAUCACAGAAACAUGUUGAUGAUGUUUAUGAGCCGCAGAGAAAAAUUCCUUGCAGAUGAAGGGAAAAAAAAACAAGUUAUAAAAGCUGGUAACGAAAGCUCAUCUAACCAUAUACUUUUAUCUUCUUCUUCUUAUUACAUCCAUACACAUCAUAGUUUCAUAACCUAUACAUAGCUAAUUUUUAGUAAAAUCCAGUCGUAUUUUCUAUUUUUCACCCAUUAGGACACAACCAUAUCUUCACUUCUACCACUUUCUAAACAUAGAAAUUAGCCCCAUGACUUUGAAUUGGUCAAAAUCUCUUUCUCUUUCUUGUCUCAUUGUCUCUUGUCUUAUAUCAGCUUGUCUCUCCUCCCACAUUUCUCUCCAUUCCCCUGCAUUCCCUUCCCACCAGGAGAAAUCUAAGGAACCGAACUCGCGAAACCCAUCAAACAAUGCCCUCAAACAAACCAUCUUCCAUCUUCCCUCUACAUCACAAACCAACACCAUUAAAACCUUCAAGCAGUACCAACACCACAAACCAAGCAUGCGCUGCAUGCAAAUACCAACGCAGGAAAUGCGCUCCAGAUUGUCUUCUCGCUCCUUAUUUCCCUCACGACCGUCACCGCCAAUUCCUCAACGCGCAUAAGCUCUUUGGUGUCAGCAACAUCACCAAGAUCAUCAAAGACCUUAGCCCUCCUGAGAAAGACGCCGCUAUGCAUACAAUCAUGUUUCAGUCUGAUGCUCGUGCCAAUGAUCCCAUUGAAGGUUGCUAUAGCAUCAUAAGAAGGCUUCAGUACGAGAUCGAAUAUAGUAAGAAUGAAUUGGACAUGGUUCAUCAUCAACUGGCUGUUUUCCGUGACCGUGCUCAUAAUCAUUAUCAAGAACCGCAUAUGCAGAUGCAAGAACCUGAGGAUCUCUCGAGUUCUUGUGAUCUAAACAACAACAACGUGGUUCCUUACAGUUACCCUCUUCAUCAUGUCCAAGAACCAAACCAACAGCAACAACAAUAUUGUUCUUCUGGAAACUUUAAUGGGUUACAAGAAGACAUGUGGUGUCUUCAACUUCAAGAAUCAUCAACGACAGUGAAUAUGAAGGGUGGCUUCAUUGAUGAAUGCGAAGACGUUAAGCCUGUAGAAGAGAUUUCUAACGAGUUCGAGCAUCAUGAUGGUUUCGUUGAAGACAGUAAACUCGACUUGCCUUCCGCACAAUUCAUUGUUUCUUCUUAGCUUUUUUUUUCUUGAUUUAAAAAUCAUUUUUCUAGGACUAAUUAACAUCCCCCUCAUUGAUCGAUUUCAUUAGAUUUUUUUUAACCUUACUUUAUUUUCUUUUUUUGAAAAAAUACUUUAUUUUCUUUUGAAACUCAAUAGAUGUUUUUCAAUAUCUGAUUUGGUUAAAUUUGUUAUAGGAGUAGACGUGAAAGUGACAUGUAACUUUCAAGAUAUAUGUUGCACACGAAUUUUAUGAAUAAGAAAUAGAGUCCUUUAAUCAGCGGGGUUAGUCUAGUGGUACUUGAGGGAGCUUCGGCCCCGAUACGGUCCCGGGUUCGAUUCCCACUGGCCACACGGAUAUGAGCUAUGCUUUCGGUUCAUUUGAAUGCCCAGGAGAGGGUCUAUCCGUGGGCUGUACCUCCACCCGGGGGUUAGGUCUGUGUCUUUAAUAGACCCGGGUUUAACCCUUUUAAUUUUCAAAAAAACAAAUAGAGUCUGAGAAAACAUAAAUAUUUUAAUUUGAUUGUUCGUGUGUGGUGUCCAGAAAAAAAUUAAAAAAAAUAGUUCGUGUUUGAAAUAUAAGAUCAUGCAAUAAUAACGUGUUUAUUAAGCACGAGCUAGUCACUGAUCAGAUAACUAUAAGAUCAGAAAUAUUUUCCUAACAUAAUUAACAUUACCUGUAACAUGAAGCUUCUCAGAGUUGCAAGCACAAGAAUGCUUUACGGCCCUUCCAGUUUCAACUCAGAAUAUAAUAAAAGAAAUGAUAAUAUGUAAUGAGCACGCAGACAAAAAAAAAUGAUAUAGGCCCAAAAUAGAAAAUAAGGCCUCAUGAUAAAUAGGCCCAUUUAAGCUGUUAACGAUUUAUACAGUCCCACAUCGCUCAGGUGAAGAGAAGGAGCUGCGUUUAUAUAGCGAUGAAGUCACGAAAGUGAUUGUCCCUUCGGGGACAUCCGAUAAAAUUGGAACGAUACAGAGAAGAUUAGCAUGGCCCCUGCGCAAGGAUGACACGCACAAAUCGAGAAAUGGUCCAAAUUUUU